AUGUCAUCGGCUAUAAAAGAGUCAAAUGAAGAAUUUGAAGAUCAGUUUCGUCUCGAAGAGGAGGCAACAAAACGUGAAGCCGCAGCCGUUGCAAAUGAUAAAAAGACUCGCAUCGAUGCUGAUGGAACCGUAAUGGAAUGGGACGAAGAAAAACGCGCUUGGUUUCCCAAAAUAGACGAUGAUUUCAUUGCCUCCUAUCAGAUGAACUUUGGCAUUCAAAACGAACAAGAGAGUGCUCACACAGCAUGGCGUCAAUUUGCUGCUCAAAUUGAAGUUCUUAAGGCAAAAAGGGGUUCUGAUGAUGAGGUUGUCAAAAGUGGUCUCGCAUCACUUGAUGCAUACUAUCGAUCAGACGCCUAUCGCGUUUGGUAUGAGGCCUAUCAGAAACAACAAGAAGAAGCCAAAUUGGAAGAACAACGAUGUCUUGAGAGAACGAGGAAAGUACCGCAGGUGGAAGUUUCAGCCGAUGAUGCUCUUAAACGAGCAGAAAAGGAGCAGAAACUUGGUGUUCCAAUUAGUAAACCUACUACAGUGGACGUUUCAAAUGAUGCCAAAGAUCAGGUCAUUGAACCUCCUGUUAAAAGGAAAAGGAAGGGACCUCCAGAGUGGUAUGAAAUCGGCGAUGACAAGAACACUCACGUCUACGUCUCCGGGCUUCCUCCAACCAUUUCUGAAGCAGAAUUCAUAACUCUAAUGUCCAAGUGUGGCAUCAUCAUGAAUGAUCCCCUUACAGACAAACUACGAAUCAAGCUGUAUCGGGAUGAACAAGGCAAACCAAAGGGUGAUGGUCGGUGCUGCUAUAUCAAGAUCGAAUCUGUUGAUUUGGCUCUAAAAAUUCUCGAUGGAAUGCACUACGAACCAGGUUAUGUGCUGCAUGUUGAACGCGCCAAAUUCCAGCCAAAAAAGGACUUCGACUACACGAAGCACCGUCGAUUGACUGCCAAGGAGAAGAGGAAAUUUAAGCAGAGACAAGAAAAGUUGCUUUUCAUUUUAUACUGGAAACCGGAAGCUAACAAACACAUUCGAAGCAAGAAGGAACGUGUGGUUAUCCUUCGAGAUGUGUUUGAUGAAAAAGAUCUUGGUUUGGAUGUCAGCCUCAUUCCAAACAUUCGAGAACGCGUGCGAACUCAAUGCGCCAAAGUUGGUGUUGUGAAAAAGAUUGUCGUUCAUGAUACCAAUCCCGAAGGCGUUGUUGCUGUUACCUUCAGCACUCCCGACGAAGCUGACGUUGCUAUCUCCUUCCUUAACGGUGCUCUCUUCACUUAUCCCGCCCCCAAUACGAACUGCGCUCAGUCCUCCUCUGCUGAACUUCGAAGAAAACAACUCCGAGUUGAACGAUGGGAUGGUCGAGAACGCUUUGACAUUCGUGGGGAGUCUGCUGAGGAAGAGGCUGAACGAUUAGCUCGGUGGAAUGAAUUCCUUGGAGGCGGUGAAGACGAUUCUGAUCAGAGUGAAGAUUCAGAUGGUGGAGAGGGAAAUAAUGGCGACGGGGAGGGAGAUUUAGAUCUUAUCGCAGAACAGGAAGAUGUGAAAGCAACUGAUACAGAUGAAGAGCUCGAAAAGCGAGAUGGUGGUGAUUCGGGAGCAGAAACUGAAUGA
Molecule: messenger RNA, 1599 nt
Organism: Rodentolepis nana
Lineage: Eukaryota; Metazoa; Platyhelminthes; Cestoda; Cyclophyllidea; Hymenolepididae
Source: the annotation of a GenBank genome assembly